AUGCAGGACGGGCGAGCACCUCGAAUCAAAAAUCGUGCACCUGCGGCGAUCCAGGUCACCGCAGAGCAACUGCUGCGAGAUGCCCAGGAACGUCAGGAGUCCCAGUUUCGUGCCCCGAAGCAACGGGUUGAAGACUUUGAAGAACUCCACGAGUAUCGCGGGCGGAAACGGGAGGAAUUUGAGAAGCGUAUACGACAGACGAGGAGUAAUAUCAAAGAGUGGCUCCAGUAUGCGAAUUGGGAGGCUAGCCAAGGGGAAUAUGCUCGCUCGCGGUCGGUCUUCGAGCGUGCUCUGGACGUUGACCCGCGGAGCGUGCAGCUAUGGCUGAGCUACACUGAGAUGGAACUCAAGGGCCGCAAUGUCCAGCACGCACGCAACCUGUUUGACCGCGCGGUGACGCUACUUCCGCGCGUCGACCAGCUGUGGUAUAAGUACGUCUACCUGGAGGAGCUGCUCCAGAACGUGCCAGGCGCGCGGCAGGUGUUCGAGCGGUGGAUGCAGUGGGAGCCGGAAGACAAGGCGUGGCAGGCAUACAUCAAGAUGGAGAUGCGGUAUAACGAACUUGACCGUGCAAGUGCGAUAUACGAGCGGUGGAUCGCUGUACGACCUGAACCGAGAAACUGGGUGAAGUGGGCGAAGUAUGAGGAGGAGCGCACGCGGCUGGACAAGGCGCGGGAGGUCUUCCAGACAGCGUUGGAGUUCUUUGGGGACGGCGAGGAGGAGGUAGAGAAGGCACAGGCGGUGUUUGGUGCGUUCGCCAAGAUGGAGACCCGCUUAAAGGAAUACGAGCGUGCGCGGGUUAUUUACAAGUUCGCCUUGUCUCGCAUACCGCGGUCAAAAUCAGCGAACCUAUACGCCUCAUACACCAAGUUCGAGAAGCAAUUCGGCACACGUUCCACCCUUGAGUCUACUGUACUUGGCAAGCGGCGCAUCCAAUAUGAGGACGAACUUACACAAGACGGACACAACUACGACGCCUGGUUCGACUACUCGCGCUUAGAGGAAGGCGCGCUACGAGAUAUUCAAGAUGAAGGCGCGACGCCUGAAGAGAUCGAGGCUGCAAUAGGGCGGGUGCGGGAGGUCUAUGAGCGCGCCGUCGCACAUGUCCCGCCUGGUGGGCAGAAACGCCACUGGCGGCGGUACAUCUUCUUGUGGCUAAAUUAUGCGUUAUUCGAGGAGAUUGAAACUAAGGACUAUGAUCGCGCACGGCAGGUGUAUCAGACUGCUAUCCGGGUCGUACCACAUAAGCAGUUCACAUUUGCCAAGCUGUGGCUUAUGUUUGCGAAGUUUGAGCUACGUAGAUUCGAUCUACCUGCAGCGCGGAAGAUCCUGGGAGUCGCCAUCGGCAUGUGCCCCAAGGAAGCGCUGUUCAAAGGGUAUAUCCAGCUGGAGUUAGAUCUGCGCGAGUUUGACCGUGUUCGGACGCUCUACGAGAAGUACAUUGAGUUCGACCCGAGCAACUCGUCCGCUUGGGUCAAGUACGCGGAGCUCGAGGCGCAGCUGGAGGACUUCGAACGUACCCGCGCGAUCUUCGAGCUCGGCACGACACAGCAGCCGCUCGCGAUGCCCGAGGUGCUCUGGAAGGCGUACAUCGACUUCGAGACAGAAGAGGGCAGCCGCGAGGGCACCCGCACGCUGUACGAACGUCUCAUCGCCCUCAGCGGACAUUGGAAGGUGUGGAUCUCGUAUGCCGAGUUCGAGGCCGGCGAAAUUCCCCUCGCGCGUGCGCUCCGAGAGGAGAAAGAGGACGAGGACGAGGAGGUGGAGAUGGUCCCGGGCGACGUGGAGCGCGCAAGACAGGUGUUUGAGCGCGGCUACAACGAUCUCCGCCGACAAGGGCUGAAGAACGAGCGUGCUGCGCUUCUGGAAGUCUGGAAGGCGUUCGAGGAGAAGAAUGGCUCGUCCGACGACAUUCAGAAGGUGCAGGGUAAGAUGCCUCUCGUCAGCCGUCGUCGCGUCAUGGAGGGCAAUGAAGCAGUACUCGACUGGGACAUGGUGUUCCCAGAUGACGAGAAGGAGUCCAACCCGACGUCAUUCCAAUUCCUCCAGAUGGCUCAUGCGUGGAAGAAGGCGCAGGCCGCGAAAGCCAAAGAAAACCCACCGGAGGCGACCUCUCAGCGCGCCGCGGAAAAGCAAAAGGCUGCACCGGGCAGUGCAGAUCGCGAGUCGCCCGAAGCACGCGACCGAGAGCAGGAUGCCACUAGCGAUGUGGCGAGUUCACACGGCGGCGACUGAUCGACGAUGCUGUAUUUUGUUUGUUACUUUGUAUUAUUGCGAGGAAAAUGCCUGCAGGUGC
Messenger RNA from Postia placenta MAD-698-R-SB12, 2296 nucleotides. RefSeq lists its product as hypothetical. The coding region runs from base 1 to 2235 and encodes 744 amino acids. The record is from RefSeq and is a predicted model, not a curated record. Gene Ontology annotation, biological process: spliceosomal complex assembly; mRNA splicing, via spliceosome. Gene Ontology annotation, cellular component: precatalytic spliceosome; Prp19 complex; U2-type catalytic step 2 spliceosome. The transcript has 12 exons. Gene Ontology annotation, molecular function: protein binding. NCBI's taxonomy places the organism in Eukaryota, Fungi, Basidiomycota, Agaricomycetes, Polyporales, Adustoporiaceae.